Uranotaenia lowii is the source of this 1186-nucleotide messenger RNA. RefSeq names its product glutathione S-transferase D5-like. Gene Ontology annotation, biological process: glutathione metabolic process. The transcript has 2 exons. The coding region runs from base 494 to 1162 and encodes 222 amino acids. Lineage: Eukaryota; Metazoa; Arthropoda; Insecta; Diptera; Culicidae. The record is from RefSeq and is a predicted model, not a curated record. Gene Ontology annotation, molecular function: glutathione transferase activity.
UCACGAAACGAAACCGUUUUUUGUUUAAAACAGUUUGGUGACCCAAAAGGCAUCGGAAAAACAUAUGGGAGCAGAAAGUCACUUUUUGCAGCGGUCUAGUGGGACACCCUUUACUUGGCUAUCAAAAUCUCAAGCCUACUAAGCUUUCAAGAAUUUUUCUGCCCGCAGAGGCUGAGCAAAUCCGGACAGUUUUAUCAGAACUUUUUUUUUGUUUCCAAUUAGCUUGAACUUUCCAACUGAUCAUUUUACCAUGCUGUUUCACGGUAUUAUUGUUAAUGCUGGCUGAUAGUAACUUGGUAAUAUGUGCGUGUUUUUUUACUCCGAUAAUUUCGACCACGCUUCAGUGUACGAUGUUGCUAUAAAUAUUCUAAGUUGAUUAUGCAAAUUGAGAUUUCGACAAAUUUCUGCGCCACGUAACUGACCACUGAUCAGUGUCUUUCUGGUGGUCGCGAGAGUUGUUUGUUUAGCGAGUUUCAAGUUCAAGCAUUCCAAAAUGGCUCCCAUAGUGAUGUACACCACUAAACGAACACCGGCUGGUCGAGCCGUCGAGAUCACCGCCAGAAUGAUCGGUCUAGAGCUGGAUUUGAAAAUUGUGGAUCUUGUGAAGAAAGAGCAACUGACACCUGAAUUCCUUAAGCUCAAUCCACAACACACCGUCCCCACGAUUGUCGACAAUGGAGUGGCGCUGUUCGACAGUAAUGCCAUAAUCAUUUAUCUGGUGGAGAAAUACGCAAAAGAUGAUAGCCUGUACCCGAAAGAUUUGGUGACACGAGCACGGAUCAAUGCUAUGCUGCAUUUCGAUUCCGGAAUUCUUUUCGCUCGUCUUUUGGCAAUGGUCCAGCCCAUCUUCUAUGAAGGAUCACCAGACGUCCCGCAGGAUAAGCUAAACGCAAUCCAUGGAGCUUACGAUCUGAUGGAAGCGACACUUCAAUCGGACUUUUUGGUUGGUAGCUCGCUCACCCUGGCCGAUAUUAGCUGUUGUACGACACUGUCAACGCUGGACAUGCUGUUCCCGAUUGAUGCUGGAAAAUGCCCCAAGUUGGUUGCUUAUAUGAAAAGGUUGGAGGGUGUGAUUCCCGAUUAUCACGAGUACAACACUGUGCGUUCUGAAGAAGCUCUAGCUUAUCACAAAUUGAAGCUGGAAGAGAACAAAAAGAAAUAAACUUGAGUUUCUUUAAAUUUCAAA